Messenger RNA from Acaulospora morrowiae, 391 nucleotides. The record is from the annotation of a GenBank genome assembly. NCBI's taxonomy places the organism in Eukaryota, Fungi, Glomeromycota, Glomeromycetes, Diversisporales, Acaulosporaceae.
AUGGAAAUUUCUAAUGAUACUCCUAUAUCCGAUAUAACCGAUGAUGCUUCAAAUUCUAGCCACUCUAUGACUGCCUUUGAGCCUAAAUCAUCGGAAGAUAAGGAAAUGAACAAUUUUCUAGAUUCAACAUAUAAAGAAAAGGUUAGUAAAGAGAUAAUUCAAAACAUUAAGGAAAAGAAAUUUCGAGAUCAAGAGAAAAUCAUAGCUUCCCAGGAUACUAAAUCUUCUUUGAGUGUAAAAGGUAGGCAGGGGUUGAUCCAAGAAUUAUUUACUUCAGAGCCAUCUCUACAAGAAUCGAAUAUAAUUCAAAACCAUGUGACUGAAAUUUCUGAGAUCGGCGGUCCCAGAAAAUCUAACAUUGAUGAAGCAUCGCAAUACCUAGCUCAGCUAU